Molecule: messenger RNA, 3841 nt
Organism: Lutzomyia longipalpis
Lineage: Eukaryota; Metazoa; Arthropoda; Insecta; Diptera; Psychodidae
Gene: dyl
Exons: 4
Coding region: 1743-3569 (608 amino acids)
Source: RefSeq, a predicted model, not a curated record
CAAAAUAUCAAGAAAUUAAAAUGCCUAAUUAGUUAAACUUUUGUUGGGAUUUUGCAAUUUUAAUCAACAAACAUUAUACAGACACUUUUUCUUAAUAAAGAUAUUUCCGAAAAACUUCAAUAGGUAGAUCAUCAACAUCAGCAAUCACUGCUGAAGUUGCUCCAUUGAUCCCAUUCAGGUGUUUAGUGAUACCUUUCAAAAAUAUUCAUGGAUUUAAAGAAAAAAGAAAAGACAUGUAAAUUGGAUGAUUUUUUUUUCGGGCACAAAAUAAUACUUUCACUAGUGAAGUGAUCUUCAUGACAUUCGCACAGAAUGACGAGAGCAAAACACAAACAAGAUCACUGUCGAUCAUUCAUCUAAGUAAGGUACCAACUCUGCAUGUAAAGCUGAAAUAAUUCAACUUCAAUGAGUUGUCUCCCCCAUUCACUUUUUUUUGGUCGUGCGCUCCUCUGUUCAUUUACCUAUGUGCAAUUGUUUCGUGUUUUGCGACUUAAAGACAGCAAAAAUAGGUGAAAGUGGAUUUUGCUUAAACAAAAAUUUUUGUCAUUCAAAUCAUUCUUCUUAUUGUCAUCAGACGCAAACCGGAACGUUUUUCAUGAAAUGAUGAAAUGAAUGAGACAAUUUACUUUUGCCAUUUCUACGGUGGCUGAGUGAGUACCUCUUGACGGUAUCUUACACCUUCUUCAGGCGUGCGUACACCGCUUCCUUUGCUCAAAGACAAACACUUGAGCAAAUAUUGCACCAUAUGUUUGCUUGCCAAAUACAACUUGGGUUUUUUUCAGAGUUCCUUUGUGGGGGUGGGGAUUGAUCUUAUGGAGAAAAUUUCAUUAUAAAUUGUAUAUGUGCCUGUCCUCCCCUAUAUGCAGCAAUAGGUUUGGGUGUGGUGGAUGAGUUUAUCCUCCCCAGAUGGGUGAUCACAUCGUCCCCACACGGUAAUGAUCGGUGUGCGAUCAUGGUAUGAAAGAAGCAUACAUAGGCACUGAGGUACUCACACCGAAACGAAACGAUAUUGGAGAAAGGGGUCAAACUUUCACGUGGUAUAAAAUCUUGAUACACGCCAAAACCGGCGUAUUUCCAUAUGAGACUCCGUAGAGUUCGAAUCUUAGUAUAUUGUGUGUAGAUUUUAAGGUUGUUUUUUUGCUCUUUGCAACUCCUCCAAACCCACAGUUCUUCACCAUAGCAUUGGGACUUUAUCAGUUACUCAUCGCGCUUAUACAUAACAAGCCAAGAAGAAAAAUUUGAUCUCAAAGUGCUCCAGUUUAUCCCACAUUAUACUACAUUGUUACAACUUUCUCAGUUGCUUCUUUUCUUUAUUUUUUUCGGGCUGAACUAAAAAACAGACAACACAGAAAAAAUACCAAGUUUUUGGUGUUACAAAGGAAAAGUGUGAUAAUUAACAAGUGUUUUGCUAUAUAGCGAAAUAAAUACAUUCUAAAGAAAAAAAUUAAAGUGAAUUUUCCAAUUGGAUUUACACACACAACAGUGCUAACUGCUCAAAGGAUUUUCUCAUUUCAUCAGGAUUUACACGCAUCGAGAAAACAAGGAUAUAUAGAAAAAGCAAUUGAAACGACACAACGAUUACGAGAGUUGAUUGUAGCGAAUUAGUCAUCUUUAGCUUCUAGGAUAGGUUCCUGAAAAUUCCUAGUUUAAGGAAUUUGUGGCAACUUUUUUUUUCAAAUAAAACGGAAGUCAAAAUCAACUCAGUGGAUUCGAGAAAGAUUUGAGGAUUCCAGGUUCAAAUAAUGGGUUGGCGAACGCGACAAGUGCUCGCGGUUUUGGCUAUUGUAUUAAGUACAUUUCAGAAUACACAAGGUGAUGUUGAUUCAGCAGCACUACCAUUGGAACACAGAGCAGUCUACGGACCACCAGCCCCAUCAGCCAUCUAUGGUACACCGGGAUUGAUUAACCCGGGUAGCAAUGAUGUGUCAGAUGAUCCGUGGCCACUGUCGUCAUCCAACGACAGCCCGCAGAUAAAGCAUUUACAAGUGCAAUGCGAAAAGACUCACAUGAGGGUCAAUAUUGAAUUUGAUCGUCCAUUCUACGGGAUGAUCUUCUCCAAAGGUUUCUACAGUGAUCCCCACUGUGUGCACCUGAAGCCCGGCACGGGGCAUCUAAGUGCUACAUUUGAAAUCUUCCUCAAUAGCUGUGGUAUGUCGAGUUCGGCAAAUCACAAUGCUGGCGCCUAUGGAGGCCCUACUCCAUCGGGUAGCUACGUUGAGAAUACCAUCAUUAUCCAAUAUGAUCCUUAUGUACAGGAGGUGUGGGAUCAGGCUCGAAAACUUCGGUGCACGUGGUAUGAUUUCUAUGAGAAAGCCGUAACCUUCAGACCUUUCCAAGUUGACAUGCUUCAUGCAGUCACAGCCAACUUCCUCGGCGACAAUCUACAGUGUUGGAUGCAAAUUCAAGUAGGCAAGGGCCCAUGGGCUUCCGAAGUGUCGGGCAUCGUGAAAAUUGGUCAGACAAUGACCAUGGUUUUAGCCAUUAAGGAUGAUGAGAACAAAUUUGAUAUGCUUGUACGAAAUUGCGUAGCCCAUGAUGGCAAACGAGCACCAAUUCAGCUUGUGGAUCAACAUGGAUGCGUCGUACGACCGAAGAUUAUGAGCAAAUUCCAGAAGAUUAAGAACUUUGGACCAUCCGCCAGUGUGGUGUCCUUCGCAUACUUCCAGGCCUUCAAGUUCCCCGACUCCAUGAACGUACACUUCCAGUGUGUCAUUCAGGUGUGUCGGUACAACUGCCCAGAACCAAAAUGCGGUCAUCACGGUGGACUCGGUGGGUAUGAACAUCAUGUUCCUGGUGCAGGAAUUAGCGGAGAAUAUGGUGUUCCAGGUUUGGGUGACUACGCUGGUGCCCUUGGUGGUGAAUAUGGUCUACCACCGGCAUUCCCCGAUCCACGGCAUCCAGCCGACGCCUCCGGUGCCUACUCCGAGAAUCAGGCUGAUGUAAUUCCACCCCCACAGGCUCAGACAAGCUCACAGGGUGGUGCACCACAGAACCAGGGUAAUGGGAAUGACAAUCCACAACAGCAGGAUGCCAAUCAACAGGAACCAAAUGUGAGUCAGAAUGAUAUCAACCUGCCACCACCCCCACCACCAGGUCACUCUGGGUACAGUACGGUAAAGAGGAAAGAUGAUCUCGUUGAUGCUGGCGGGAAUCUCGUCACCCUCGGCGGUCGACCGCGUAGUGUUGAGAAUCUCGAUGAUCUCCGCGGUGUCCGACGGCGCCGUGAAACAAUGGAAGUUGUCAUCACACCACGCAUCUACAAGCGUGAGGCGCAAGAGAUGACGGAUGUCAAUACGAGUAGAAUUAUCCAGGUUGUUGCACCUGGUGAUGUUAAUUUUGCCCUCAAUAGUGCACCGGGUAACGAAACAGUCGUCAUCCAGUCCGCCCGAUCUGUUGACCCCGAAACAAUUUGCAUGUCUGUGCCCAGCUUCGUUGGAGGCCUCGUCAUGCUAUUACUAGUCCUGGCGGUCGCUUCCCUCGUGGCUGCCUUCCUCUUUGUCAGGGUGCGUCACUUUGACCGAAAGUCAGCGGCUACAGCGUAUGUGUCGGAAUUUGUGAAAGUCAACUGAAUUAUUCCUGCCUCAAACAUCAAUCAUUCCUCGCAUUGAUUUAUAUAUUCCAUUUUGUAUAGUAGAAGAAAAACAACAAGAGAUGAGAGAAGUAGCGACCAACAACGAUGAGGUGAACAUUAACUACGAUUUUUUUUUAAAACUAUACAAAAGCCACACAACAAAUUCAAUUCACAAAAUCAUUUCAGUGACACUCUUUUGAGCAAAAAAUAAAAAUAAAACGACUGCAGUAAGUUUUGAGAGAAAGAAAAAAAAAACCUUCGAAAAUAAAA